CGAGACUCGAAUGCAUAGAGCAAAAACAGAGAAGAAAGAAUCAAGCGUCAUCACUGUUAGCAAUAACUCGGAAACCUGAAAUGAAAUGACUACAUGUUUAUAUUUUAAUCGGAAAAUAUAUAGAUGUUUUGGUAAAGGCAGUUGAGCAGAUUCGUGUGGGUUACCAUCGACUAAUUAUAUUUUGCCACAGCGUCCAUUUAUUAGCUCAUCCCAUUGAAAAUGACUUUUUUGUUGGCUUUAGAAAUGAUUUGCGCACCGACUGCGACCGCGACUGCUGGUUAGUAUAAUUUCCAAGUAAGGUAACGAAGUCCAAAUAGCGGCAGGGAGGGAGAGAGAUGGGUCUUCUCACCCAUAGAGUGGAGAGAAGUGAAAUCAAGCCAGGGGAUCACAUCUACACUUACAGGGCUGUAUUCACCUACUCUCACCAUGGCACACUUUAAAUCUGAAUUUGCAGGUAUCUUUGUUGGCGGAAACAAGGUUGUCCACUUUACACCCAGGCAGAAUGCAAAUUCAAGCUCAGACACAUCUUCUGAUAUCUACAAUACAAUAUCGAGCAUUCCCUCAUCCUGUGAUAUUCCUGACUGCGGAUUCAGGCAACCCAAUAGUGGGGUAGCCCUCUCCUGUCUGGACUGCUUCCUUGGAAAAGGAUCCCUUUACUGCUUUGAAUAUGGGGUAACCCCUUCUGUCUUUCUGGCAAAAUUACGUGGAGGUACAUGCACCACUGCUGCUUCGGACCCAGAAGAAACAGUUAUCCACCGAGCUAUGUAUCUUCUUCAAAAUGGAUUUGGCAAUUAUGAUGUUCUCGGGAACAACUGUGAAGAUUUUGCUUUAUACUGUAAAACAGGUCUUCUGGUAAUGGACAGGCAGGGGGUUGGAAGAAGUGGUCAGGCUUCUUCAUUCAUUGGUGCUCCAUUGGCUGCUCUCCUUUCGUCUCCUCUAAAGUUGCUAAUGCCAAGUCCUGUUGGUGUUGCAACAGUAACAGCUGGCAUGUACUGUAUGAGCAGAUAUGCCACUGAUAUAGGCGUCCGAAGUGAUGUGAUUAAGGUUGCUGUGGAAGACCUGGCUGUGAACCUGGGCUGGACAGAUCCUCAUGAGGAAGUCUAUGAGGAUAAUGAGGCUUCACGAUUAAUUGCCAGGUGAUAUUAAUUUCAUCAGUCUUCAUGUGAGGCUAUUUUUACAUUAGCAAUUAUUAAGAAUUUGUCUAUGUUAACAAAACUUCUCGAAUGGGAGUUAAUGGUUUCGUUUAUUUCACUGUAAGUUAGAACAGGUUUGACAGCAUAUUAAACUGUUAAAUGAUGGUUCCUUAGAGUCAUCUGUCCUGUGUUGUAUUUAACUUAUGAAAUCUAGUCUAUAUACUUUAAAUGGUUUGUCGAA
This is a messenger RNA of Manihot esculenta (cassava), 1374 nucleotides long. RefSeq names its product protein LEAD-SENSITIVE 1. The transcript has 2 exons. Bases 427 to 1140 code for a protein of 237 amino acids. The record is from RefSeq and is a predicted model, not a curated record. Lineage: Eukaryota; Viridiplantae; Streptophyta; Magnoliopsida; Malpighiales; Euphorbiaceae.